GUUAAGGGUCGCUUGCUUCAAGCCCCCAGGGCUUCUUCCCCCCCUCCCCACGGAGGCGUGGCCUAACGGAGCAGACGGAGGGGGCGGGGCCAAGGGCGGGGCCUGACGCUAACGGGGCAAAGGAAUCUUGGAAUCAAGAUGGCGUCCCCCAUGGAACUGAGCUGCUGGGGCGGCGAUUGGGGCUUGCCCUCCGUCCACGCGGAGUGCCUGGUUGUCAUGGCUUAUGCCAGGUUUUCCGGUGCCCCAGUGAAAGUGAAAAUUAUAGAUCAUUGUUGGAGAGCACCACGAGGGAGAGUGCCAUUGUUGAUAUCGGAUGACACUGUUAUUUCUCAGCCAGCAAAAAUAUUAAACUUCUUAAGAAAACAGAAAUAUAAUGCUGAUUAUGACCUCUCUGCAAAAGAAGGAGCUGAUACACUGGCAUAUAUUUCACUACUUGAAGAAAAACUACACCCUGCUUUGAUACACACUUUCUGGAUUGAAGCCGAUAAUUACUACAGAGUGACAAAACCAUGCUUUGCCUCAAGGAUUCCGUUUCCAUUGAAUUGGUUUCUGCCUAGAAACAUGGCUGGAGAAGCCCUUAAUAGGAUCUUGCUGACAAAAGGGGGCCCUCCACUCUUCAGUAUGGCUGAAGUGGAAGCACAGAUCUACAGAGAUGCCAAGGAGUGCCUGAAUCUUCUGUCCCACAGAUUGGGGACAUCUCCAUUUUUCUUUGGAAAUAUGCCUACAACUCUAGAUGCCUUCGUGUUUGGUUUUCUUGCUCCUCUUUUCAAAAUACCAUUUCCUAAAGUCCAGUUACAGGAUCACUUGAAGAUGCUUCCAAAUUUAUGCCGCUUCUGUGAUGACAUUCUGAGUUGCUACUUUAGACUAAAAUUAUUGGGUGUCUCUCCGGUGGGUCCAGACACGGUAGAUGCAAAUCUGCAGAAACUCACGCAGCUUGUUAAUAAGGAAUCCAACCUAAUUGAAAAGAUGGAUGAUAACCUCCGAAAGAGCCCUCAGCACCCUCCGCGGAAACUGACAACUCUCAAACUUUCUAGAACUGGGGAAGGAAAUAGUUCCCCAAAUCGCUUGUCACCCUGAGAGGUUUCAUGUCAUUUUUAUAUGGGUCUUAUCUAUUUGAACUUUGCACUAAUUAUGUAUGUACAUGAACUGAGGGCGAAAGAUGGAUUGAUGAAUUGGAGCCAGCACAAUCCCUUGACCAGUGCAUCCUCUGGACGUAAUGAAAACGGCAAACGUCCAAGAUGAUCACAUGCCAAUUGUUGAGUGAUUGUACUAUUUGGUACAAGUUCACCUUAAGUGCUACAUAAUGCUUGCCUUUUAGAGUUAGUACAUUUCUUGACCAAAAAAGUAAAAUUCCAUUUUUGGAAAGAAUGCAAAUGUUGUUAGCCUCUUCUGCCAAAUUAAGCUUCAGUUUUGUCUGCAAUCAUGUUAUGUCUUGACUGGGUUAUUGUGUGUCAGAAUAGUUAGUUGGAUCAUCACUUUUUAUAGAUUUCUAAUGUGGAUCAGAUGGUAUAGGGAAAUUGGAUUGUCAGCUUACUUUGCACAAAGAGUAACAAAAGGGGAGGUAUUUGGCAUGUUAUACUAUGUUUUUGCAAUCAAUGGUUAGUACAAUGCAGGUUUUUAAAACUGUAAUUUUAAAAAAUAAUAUUAAUAUUGAAGCUUUAUUCGAAUCUACCCUUUAUCAGGAAUAAGACAGGAAUAAUUUUAUUAGCCUGCAUAAGGCCAUCUCAAAAAUUGCAGCAGAUUUUGCUGACCGCCCUCCUUUAUUGUCACAUUUCAUGCUGUUACAAGUUGUUCCCCUGCCUCUUAGAAUAGCAUUUUAGAGAUCUGUCCUCUGCACAUUUAUUUAUUUGAAAUCCAGAUUCAGUUUUUUGUAGCAUAGUGGUAUUAUUUCAGCAUAUCUGGCCUUGUUGGCUUUUAGUUUUGUGUAUUUAUCCCCGAUAAAUCUUACAAAGACCUCAGUUACUUUAGAAGUUGUAUAAGUUAAUUAAAUACAGUAAUAUUAGCUUCGUACAAAGCUAUUCUCAUUGGUACUGUCGAGCACAGAUGUCUCCAAGCAGCAGAACUACUGUUGCCAACCAUCAUUCAGCAUUGAAGCAAUCACGUUUCUCCUGGAAUCUGCUGCAGACCUUUUUUUCCUUCAAUUUCGAUAAACACAGAGCUUCCCCAUAUGUAGAAAAUGGUUAAAUCAUAUUGACUGUAUUUCAUUAUUUGUGAGACAUAUUUUGUCUUAACAAUAACUGCAUCUUAAGUGGCCUAGCAAUGUUAUUAUUUUAAAUUAGACCUGGUUAUUUUAACAGAAGACUGGGCCCAUUUCACCAGGAACUGAGGUGAACCGAAAUUAAUCUGAAAAUAUUCACCAUGGAUACUGCAGGAUUGUUUUCCCAUUUUUGGUGUAGCUUAGGCAGAUUUCCAAUUUAGUAAGUACUGGAAAAUGAUAACAUAUUCAUAUUGAAUCAUGGGUUGGUCACUGUUCUUAAAUAUUCUGAAUUUUCAAUAUAUUCACUAAUAUUUCUGAAACAAGACUGUCAGUUAUAACUUUAACCAUUUGAUCAUUUGGUGUCCGAUUUUAAAGAUAAUUUCAAUAUAGAUAUAAAAUGCCAAAUCAAAUAAGCCUGAUAUUUUUUUCUAAAUGUAUUUGUGUAGAGGAGCUGGUGCACAAGUCUGUAAAUUGUAUAUAUAAAUAUACUUGCAGAAUACUACUUUAUAAAAUAAAGAAUGUAAAACUAUUUCACAAAUAUUAUUCAGAAUAAUUAUUCUGAAUGUAUAGCAAGAAUAACUUUAAGUCUGGUAUUAUUUUUGGCAUGUUUUAUUUGAUUAUUUAAAGAUGCAGAUAAUUAUAUAGACAUAAUUAUACAAUAUACUAAGAAUGUAUAUUAAAGAACAAAAUUGUAAGAUUUGUGAUCAACAAAGGACAUCAAGUGAUAUUGAUACUUUUUCAGAAUCUAUCUAAUAUAACAAAUAGUUAUGAAGAAUGCUGUUAAUUAGCCUUGUCUGUUUUGUAAAACAUGUAUAUUUGUGUGGUGCUAGAAAUAAUUACUUGGGAACCAAUGGCUAUUGAACUCAGUGAGCUUUUCUUUAAAGUUGAACACGCAUAGGCUCAGAUUGCACAAAUGCCAUACUCUUUCUUGUAAAUGCACAACUACCCUAUUGAAAAUGUUUUCUAUUUUAAAAUGCAUUAGCUGUAGCAGAGCUAGUCGUUAUGUGUGGCCUUAAAGAGAUAGAAGAAAAAUUAAUUUGCUUUUUUCUCAGCAAAAGAUAUGGAGGCUUAUUGUUCCCAUUCUUGAUGUUUUGUUUGAAAGGACAAACUUUGGUAAAUAAGGUGUUUAUUCUAGCAGGAAACAAAACAGUAGCACAGUUAGAUCAUUAGGAAAUGCUAAGUGCUAGUUCAACUGUAGAAUUAUUUAAGGCUACAGUUUUUUUAAAAAUGUGCUUUUGUUAUAGAAAACAGAAUAUUUAUCUUUAUGGUGUCCUUUCAGACUUGGAUAGCUGCUCAAUAAAGAUCAUUCAAUACAA
Molecule: messenger RNA, 3513 nt
Organism: Anolis carolinensis (green anole)
Lineage: Eukaryota; Metazoa; Chordata; Lepidosauria; Squamata; Anolidae
Gene: mtx3
Product: metaxin 3
Exons: 9
Coding region: 139-1077 (312 amino acids)
Biological process (GO): mitochondrion organization
Cellular component (GO): SAM complex; cytoplasm
Source: RefSeq, a predicted model, not a curated record